Anopheles merus is the source of this 2064-nucleotide messenger RNA. It is a transcript of the gene aspr, whose product is annotated as neurogenic locus notch homolog protein 1. NCBI's taxonomy places the organism in Eukaryota, Metazoa, Arthropoda, Insecta, Diptera, Culicidae. The record is from RefSeq and is a predicted model, not a curated record. The coding region runs from base 228 to 1721 and encodes 497 amino acids. The transcript has 8 exons.
UGGUACUCGAUCAGUUGGUUGACAAUCGGUUUAUCGAACCGAUCGGAUCCGAACAACGGGCUAGAGUCCGCGUCCGCGAAAGUGUGUUGUGCACCGAAACCCUUGACGUGGUGUUACGAAUUGUGCAAUUGUGUGUGCAAACACCUAGGAAAGGGGCAGCUCGGAGUUGGAAAAACAAUCGCAGUUGUUGUCGAUUAUUGUGUAAUUUGUGAAGAACGUUGACAAACAUGCAUCCGGUACAGCCGUUGGCGGGUCCUGCCCGGGUCCGGUGGCUGCUGGCGCUGCUGGUGUUCGGAAACGUUUGGCUCGCCGCCGUAGGUACGCAACGGACCGUUUAUCGGGCGGGCGACGAAAUCGUCACGAUAACGCGCACGAAAGUCGAUCCGUCUACGGCCACCUCUCCCGUCUACUCCUACUACACGUACACGGCUCCGAACCCUCAGCCCGAGGUCGUGUACUACACGAACGCGCAGGGUAUCACGACCAGACAGUAUCAGUCCACCUCCGGGACGGUGGUGUCAGCCGGAAAUCGCCGCAUUGCCUACGAUGACGGAACUGCGACGGAAGGGCAAGGAUGUUCGCGCAAUCCGUGCGGGGUAGGCGCCACGUGCCAGGAAACGGCCGGCGGCCGCCCGGUCUGUUCCUGCCCUGCCGGCUACAGUGGCAAUCCGCUCGUCCAGUGUCGGCGGGCCGAGUGCCUCGACCAUUCGGAAUGCCGUGGUGACCAGGCCUGCCGUAACGGGAACUGCGUCAAUCCGUGUGCGGGCGUGUGCGGCGUCAAUGCCAACUGUGAGGUGCGCAAUCACGUGCCCGUGUGCAGCUGUCCCCGGGGCCGUACAGGAGAUCCGUUCAGUAGCUGCCGUUUGCAGGACCCGGAGGAGCUGUGCCGUCCGAGCCCUUGUGGAUCCAACACUCAAUGUAACGUAAUCAAUGGUGUACCGACAUGUUCCUGUUUGCCGGGCUAUAUUGGUUCUCCACUGUCCGGGUGCCGGCACGAGUGCGAAUCGGACGGGGAGUGUAGCUCCAACCAGUACUGCAGCCAGUUCAAGUGCGCCAAUGGGUGCAACCAGUGCGGCAAGGGUGCGACCUGUGCCCGGGUAACGAACCAUCGGGCCGUUUGCGAAUGCCCGAAGGGGUACAUCGGCAGCCCGUUCACCGAGUGCCGGCCGGAGUGUUUCGGCGAUCGCGACUGUCCCGCCGGUCGACCGGCCUGCAUCUACGGCAUCUGCAAAAACCCGUGCGAAGGGGCGUGCGGUGUCAAUGCGGACUGCAAUCUGCGCGGCCUGACGCCGGUGUGCAGCUGCCCGCGCGACAUGACCGGCGAUCCGUUCAUCAGCUGCCGGCCGUUUACGAAGGAAGACCUGUGCAGCCCGAACCCGUGCGGCACGAAUGCGGUCUGUACGCCCGGGUAUGACCGCAGCAACCAGGAACGGCCCGUGUGCACCUGCCCGCCUGGUUACACUGGCAAUGCACUGAGCAGCUGUGUGAGAGGCGAAUGCCAAAAUGAUGCAGAAUGUGCUGAUCAUAAGGCUUGCAUCGCCUACCAGUGUGUCGAUCCUUGCAGUGGGCAGUGCGGAGUUGGUGCUCAGUGCCAAGCGAAGCGCCAUCUUGCCGUCUGUACCUGUCCGGCGGGCACACAGGGCGAUGCGCUGGUAUCGUGCCGUACCGCUCGCCACUACCCAGUGGCUCGUUAUAACAAGAAACGAAAUGCAGUUCCCUAAACCACUAUCGUCCUCCUUCCUUUUGCAUUGCACGGUAAUUGAGUGUUUGUGUUUGUCGCUGCCACCCGGGCAUGGUCCGGAACACCUCAAGCUAGUCGCUAUAGCGAACGAAUCGACAGAGACGUUCGAAUGCUUCAUCUUUAACUUAUUGAACCAUCAUAUCUUACCAGCUCCCCUCCUUCACCCUUCAUAGACGAUAACUUUUUGUGAAUAGUUUUAACUGCCACCGACACGAGCGACCGAAUGCCCCUCCCCAAAAUGUGGGGCAACAACACGAUGGGCGAACGAUAAUGGGUAACAUAAACGUGCGUUUAUUCAUUUAUUCAUUCGACUACUACUACCA